ACCUACACUUUGCCACAGAAUGCAUCAACAACAGGGACCGGAUCACUUUGGUCUAGACAGCCCUUUGAGCAGUUUGGCGUAGCGGAGAGGACUGGUGCUGUUGGUGAGGAGCUCAGGAAUAGAUCGAAUCCGAUAAAUAUAGACAACAACUCUUCCUCUACUGUUGAUGCAGAGGCUAAGCUUCUUCAGUCAUUCAGGCACUGUAUUCUAAAGCUUAUUAAACUGGAAGGAUCCGAGUGGUUGUUUGGACAAAGCGAUGGAGUUGAUGAAGAACUGAUUGACCGGGUAGCUGCACGAGAGAAGUUUAUCUAUGAAGCUGAGACUCGAGAAAUAAAUCAGGUGGGUCACAUGGGUGAGCCACUGAUUUCAUCGGUUCCUAAUUGUGGAGAUGGUUGCGUAUGGAGAGCUGAUUUGAUUGUGAGCUUUGGAGUUUGGUGCAUCCACCGUGUUCUUGACUU
This is a messenger RNA of Camelina sativa (false flax), 458 nucleotides long. The record is from RefSeq and is a predicted model, not a curated record. Lineage: Eukaryota; Viridiplantae; Streptophyta; Magnoliopsida; Brassicales; Brassicaceae.